Pungitius pungitius (ninespine stickleback) is the source of this 1494-nucleotide messenger RNA. RefSeq lists its product as uncharacterized. Bases 427 to 981 code for a protein of 184 amino acids. NCBI's taxonomy places the organism in Eukaryota, Metazoa, Chordata, Actinopteri, Perciformes, Gasterosteidae. The transcript has 2 exons. The record is from RefSeq and is a predicted model, not a curated record.
GGAUGAUGUCAUCCAUUUUGUUAGUUUGUCCACAUUGAGGUAAAAGCUAGUCAACUGUCCGGCCGAGCUUCCUACUGAAGGGUGGUUCUCAAUUACCUAAUUAGCCAGCCUGCCUUACAGGUGUGACUGCUUAGUAUGAUCUGGUGCAGGUUGUCUUGAAUGUCUAAAAUAAGAUUUGAGCGCUGGCUCAUAUGAAUCCGAAAUUACACAGCUAUUUUGUGAGGAUCAAACUUUGAGAAUCUUGACUUUUCUCCAUGGCAAGUGUCUCUCAUUGUGUCAUUAUUUAAGUACAGUUUAAAAAAAAAUGGGGAAAACUAAAACCAAAGCUCAAGACACAAGGAUUUCAAACUGUUUGGGUCGAGACCUGAUUCAGUAAUGAAUCCUGGCCUGAAUACAGCAGAGAGUUGUUGACAAAGAAGGAAUGAAAUGCGUCCGUAUGGCCUAAGGCGGAGUAUUCGAUGUCCAAAGAAAUAUGGGGAGACUAUUAAAGAGAGGAACUACACGUUGGCCCCAAGUUAUGAUCUGGACCUCCUGUGUGAGCCGAGUGAAGCAGACCCCCAGAAGCCCCUGGAUGACCGGUACAUAAGGAAUGUUGCCGUUCUUCCGGAUUUCAAACCGCCCCACAGCGACGGGGGCCUCGCUGCUAAAGAAAAGCCCCCGAGCAGCUCGUCAGUCAGCCAGCCGGAACCGCUGGUGAUUCACGGCUUCACGGUGCCAGAGUACCAGCGGACGUAUCAUUCGGUGGUGGACCCCCUGCUCUUAACGCCUUGCGGGAAGCUUGCGGCCUACAGCCUGGAGCUGGGCAGGAACAUUAAAGAGCAUCUGUUUGAAGAGCUGGCCUACCCUACGCUGCAGAUUUCAGAGCAGCCAAAUGGAAAGAUGGAGCUGAGGGAGAGAUUUUGUGUUCUCCGCCCGACACCUUUCAUAGCUAUAGAAUGUAAUGGGACACCAAAGUCAUUUUCUCCCACAAACUUUCUAUAAUCCUGCAAUAUUCAUUAUUUAUGUCUCUUGGCACUUUUCAUUUUACUUAAUGUAGCAGCUGGAAUCAUAUUUGAAAUCUCUGUUAAAAAAGAUAAUAUGGAAAAUAUUUCACAUUGGUGAAAAAAAGCUCCUUUAUGAAUAAUUAAAAAGAAAACAGAAUUGUGCGAAACAUACAAAGCCAAAAUGAAUACUGUCUUUUUAAUUGGGUUGUGUAUCUCCCACAGUGGCCGAGUGCUCAGUAUAUCUUUUUUUUCUUUUUGUAAGAUCACCGCCUGUUCAACAGGGCACAUGUUAGAUGCCUCCAAAGCACAACUGCUUUCUAAGACUUGUGCAUUAAAAUCAUUAAAAACGAGACAAUGGAAGCUUCUUCUUACAGGCUUCUUAUGUAACAUCUUCAGAAUUAUCAUGUAUAUUAAUGUAAAUGUUCAUUUUUUACAUGUGUGUACAUUUCAAAUGAAAUAAUUUAACUCUAAAUCUUUGACUUAUCAUGUUUUGCCCCAUUGUGAUCUUACA